AUUUGUGGCUGACUGUCACCCUCUGCCGCAGCCUCAAUGCCACACGUGCACUUAAGCUCUAACAUCAAUCAAUCAAUUUCUUUUUUCCUUCUCCUGUGAAACGAAGAAAACAAACUUGUGUGAUUCAUUCAUUCAUCAAUCGAUACCAUCAGAAGUAGUAGCAGACUAACAGUUUGUAGUGUCUCAUCACUCACCCAUUCAUUUAUUACCAUUUCCACCCCCUCCCCUCCCCUUGGUUUCGUUCUGUCUUUCCAAUCACUAGCUGUCGGUGAUUCCUGUUAGUUACCCUUCAUUUCCAUUGAUCGGAUCGGACUCUCCCCUUCUCUCUAUCUCGCAUUUGUGCAGGAGGUCUGUUUUAUUUUUUUUUAAUUUUCUUACAUACGAAUGAGUUGAAAUGGAUUUAGAUGAUGUGGAGGAAACCAGAGAAGUAAUAACAAUUUACAUACAGAGGUAGAGAGGAAGAGGAAAAGGAAGAGGUGGGUUUUCUUCUCUUGCUUUUGGCGUAAGGAAGCAAAGCACAAAAAAGGCAAACAUGAUUGUGAAUAAGCCGUUGGUGUUGACUUAUCUCUACCUUUUGAUUUACAUUUUGCUUUCGUCUGGAGUCAUUUUGUACAACAAGUGGGUGCUCUCACCAAAAUAUUUCGACUUUCCAUUUCCCAUUACACUUACGAUGAUUCAUAUGGGGUUUUCAGGGGCUGUAGCCUUUUUCCUUAUUCGUGUAUUUAAGGUUGUAUCUCCAGUCAAAAUGACUUUGGAAAUAUACAUAACCUGUGUUGUGCCAAUAAGUGCCUUCUUUGCAGCAAGUCUUUGGUUUGGCAACACAGCUUACUUGUACAUCUCAGUAGCCUUCAUCCAGAUGCUCAAAGCUCUAAUGCCUGUGGCAACAUUUAUCAUGGCUGUUAUGUGUGGCACUGACAAAGCAAGGUGUGACGUGUUCUUAAACAUGUUGCUCGUCAGUGUUGGAGUUGUCAUCUCAUCAUAUGGGGAAAUUCAUUUUAAUGUAGUUGGCACACUUUACCAGGUCACGGGCAUCUUUGCAGAAGCUCUUAGGCUGGUUUUAACUCAAGUUCUUCUACAGAAGAAGGGCUUGACCCUAAAUCCAAUCACCAGCUUAUAUUACAUAGCUCCAUGCAGUUUUGUUUUUCUGUGUGCUCCUUGGUAUGUACUGGAGAAGCCUGGGAUGGAAGUUUCACAGAUUCAGUUCAACUUUUGGAUCUUCUUUUCCAAUGCUCUUUGUGCGUUAGCCUUGAACUUCUCUAUAUUCUUAGUAAUUGGUAGAACUGGGGCAGUCACCAUCCGAGUUGCUGGUGUGCUAAAAGACUGGAUACUCAUAGCCCUUUCCACCAUCAUAUUCCCAGAGUCUACAAUAACUGGGCUGAAUAUAAUCGGUUAUGCAAUUGCACUUUGUGGUGUUGUUAUGUACAACUACUUGAAGGUUAAGGAUGUCCGUGCAUCUCAGGUCCCUGAAAACAUUUCGGAUAGAAUAGCAAAGGAUUGGAAAUUGGAGAAGUCAUCUGAUACAUUCACACCUAAUAACAGCAGUGAUAACAAUGGAGGAGGUGGCGGGGGAAAUAUUUCUUCCUCUGAUAUGAAUGUUGAUGAAGAAGCACCUCUAAUUCCAUCAUCAAGAUUGUCGCACUUUGGUCGUACACAGCUUAGCAAGUAGCGAUCACACUGUAUGAUUUUUGAGCCCGAAGAUACAACUGAACUUAUUUCAAGAGAAAAACAGGAGGCGAAGAAGCCAGUCUUAGAGAAGAUGCUUUCAUUCUUUGUUUGUUUCUUUUUGGGUAAAUGAGUAGCAAAGCGGAGGGCAAUUUAUUGUAACUACACUUGUAGCAUGUGCAUUCAUCGUUGUCGUCAUAUAGCUUAUGCAGGUGGUAUCUUAGGAACCAUAGCUCUCCUUAAUAUAAUUAUUGCUGUUGAUUUGGAUACCAUUUUUAGGAGGGUAUGCAUGGGGUUAGUAUGUGUAUUUUCUAUUCCAGUUGAAUUAGAUUUGACAGUUAUUCAUAUUCAUGGGUGGAACGGGGUUUUUUUUUU
Populus trichocarpa (black cottonwood) is the source of this 2037-nucleotide messenger RNA. RefSeq names its product probable sugar phosphate/phosphate translocator At1g48230. The transcript is spliced from 10 exons. Gene Ontology annotation, molecular function: antiporter activity. Gene Ontology annotation, cellular component: trans-Golgi network; Golgi apparatus; endosome. Lineage: Eukaryota; Viridiplantae; Streptophyta; Magnoliopsida; Malpighiales; Salicaceae. The record is from RefSeq and is a predicted model, not a curated record. Bases 533 to 1666 code for a protein of 377 amino acids.